AUGACAAAUGAGAAUAACUCGGAGAAACGAAAUUCAAAGAAAACAAAACACAAACUUUUUAAACCUAGAAAAAAAAAGGGUGUUGAAGAGGAUUCUGCUAUACAAUAUUUACAGAGCCAAUAUGAUAAAAUAAUUCCUGAAGAUAUUAAAUCUUUUAAAGACUUGCCACUGUCGCAAAAAACAUUGAGAGGAUUAAAAGAUAAUAAUUACAUAGCUCCUACAGAUAUUCAAAGACAGGCCAUAGGAUAUGCUUUACAAGGUAAAGAUAUUUUAGGAGCUGCAAAGACUGGUUCUGGAAAGACAUUAGCAUUUUUAAUUCCCAUUCUGGAACUACUCUUCUGUAAAAAAUGGACACGGCUAGAUGGUGUUGGAGCAAUUGUAAUCUCACCCACAAGAGAAUUAGCCUAUCAAAUUUACGAAACACUUCGUAAAAUUGGACAUUUCCAUGAUUUUUCAGCAGGUUUAAUCAUUGGCGGUCAAAAUCUGAAAUUUGAAAAAAAAAGAAUGGACCAAAUAAAUAUACUUAUUUGCUCUCCAGGCCGAUUACUUCAGCAUAUGGAUGAAAAUCCCCUCUUUGAUUGUAGUAAUCUUCAAAUGCUUGUUUUGGAUGAGGCUGAUAGAUGUCUCGACAUGGGAUUUGAGACUGCUAUGAAUGCAAUUAUAGAAAAUUUGCCUCCAAAAAGACAGACCUUAUUGUUCUCAGCUACACAAACAAAAUCAGUUAAAGAUUUAGCUAGACUUAGUCUAUCAUUUCCAACAUAUGUGGCCCCACAUGAACAGGCUGAUACUGUCACACCAGAAUCUCUUCAACAAAGUUUUAUUGUCUGUGAGAUUGAUGAGAAAUUGGGUAUACUAUGGUCAUUUAUUAAAAAUCACUUGAAACAAAAGGUUCUUGUUUUUAUGGCAACAUGUAAACAAGUGAAAUAUACAUAUGAAUUGUUUUGUAAAUUAAGGCCAGGAGUUAGUUUGUUAGCUCUUUAUGGCACACUUCACCAGGAAAAAAGAGAAAGAAUCUAUCAAGAAUUCUGUAGAAAAUCAAAUGUUGUGCUAUUUGCAACAGAUUUGGCUUCUAGAGGUUUAGAUUUUCCUAGAGUUAAUUGGGUUAUACAAUAUGAUUGCCCUGAAAAUGUAGAAACUUAUAUUCACAGAGCAGGCAGGACAGCUAGAGGUGUAUUUGGUAAAGGAGAAGGUUUAUUAAUGUUGUUGCCAACUGAAGAAAGAAUUGUAGAAGACCUCAAUAAUAGUAAAAUUCCUAUUAACAAAAUAUCAGUAGAUCCCUCAAAGCUUAUGUCACCCCAACGAAAAAUAGAAGCUCUACUUUCAGAUAAUACAGACCUAAAGCAAACAGCACAGAGAGCUUUUGUAAGUUAUUUAAAAUCUGUGUUUCUUAUGAAGAACAAAGACAUAUUUAAUGUCCAUUGUCUAGACACUGAUGCAUAUGCUAAGUCACUUGGCUUGAUUAUUCCACCAAGAAUAAGAUUUUUGCAAAAUAUCCAGAAGAAUAAAGCUCUUCAUGAUAAUCUAAAGCAAACAGAAAAUGCUUUUAUGAUUGAAAAAUUAAAAACAAAAACAGGAAAUGAUACACCUGCAAGUGAUACAGAAGAUAAAAUUGACCUAGGAAAACCCAAAGUGGUAUCAAAUAAGAAGGAAGUCCAUACAUUUAGUUUUUAUAAUGAGGCAGAUAGUGAUGAAGAUGACUUUCUUUAUGUUAAGAAAAAAGAUGUAGAUAUUGAACCAGUCAGUAUUGUGGAUGUCAAACCUUCUAAGAAAAAGAAGCCCAUUACAAAAGCUGCAGUAGCUAAAAAAAUUCUUAAAAAGAAAAUAAAAGUUAACACAACUAUAAAAUUCACUGAUGAUGGUGAAGCUAUAGAUGACGAGAAAAAAGAUGUUAAAUCAGAAUUAGCUAAGCAAUUUGAGAAUGAAGAUGUUGGUGGAAUUGAUAUAGAAAAAGCCAAAGAAGUUUUACAAGAAGAAGAUAAGUUUGACAAAAUGAGAUUUAGAGAAAAGGUCAAAGCAAAGCAUAAAGAACAGAAAAGGAAAUUGAAAAGCAAGAAAAAAGAGGAUGGUGAGAAAGAUGAUUUUGGAUCUGAGACAGACUCUGAUGGACCUGACCUUUCUUGGCUACCUGAUCCAGACAAAGUCUAUGAGCCAAAACAUGACAGCGAUAGCAAAAUAUUAUCUUCUCAAUCUGAAGAUGACUCACUGUCUAGUGCAUCAGAAGAUGAAAAAUAUCAUAGGCCUACAAAGCGAAAGCUCAUGGAGAACAAAGGCAUAGUUCAAGAAAGUGUAAUUCCUAGAAAACUAAGAAAACUUGAAGAUAUAUCAGCAUCUCUGUCUGUUAGUGAAGCAGAAUUACUCGCUAUGCAGUUGCUUAAAGCAAAAAAGUAA
This is a messenger RNA of Pieris macdunnoughi, 2388 nucleotides long. NCBI's taxonomy places the organism in Eukaryota, Metazoa, Arthropoda, Insecta, Lepidoptera, Pieridae. The record is from the annotation of a GenBank genome assembly.